AUGACUAGUCGUGAUCGCAUAACUGAAAUGUUUAGAUUUCAUAGAAGACCAUCAUUUUCUAAUAAUUUUUCAUUGAAUAAACAAAUUUUAACAUCUAUUAUUCGUCCAAAAACAUUGGCUACUUUACGACGACUUGAUACAACACGAAAAAGUUAUCUUUUUCGAUUUCUUCAUGAAUCUCGAUUAAUUUUCAUGUUGAAUCCACCAUUUAUUAAUUUAGAUGGUGCCAAUCUCAGUUCAAUUAUUAUAGGUUCACUUGAAGAAGGUAUUGAUAUGCGUAGGGUCUUUUUAUCUAAUGUGAAUCCUGACAAUGCUUCAUUUACUUCUGUAUCAUUCGGUAAUAGUGUUUUUAAAUAUACUCGUUUGCGUGGGCCUGCAUUUCACAGUGUAUCAUUCGAAUAUGUAAAUUUUGUUGGUGCACAAUUGCAAGAAGCUAAUUUAAUUGUAACAAAUGUGUACAAAGCUGAUUUUACUAGUGUUAAUAUGAUGGGUGCUAAAAUAAGUCAAAAACAAGUCAUAUUUAUUUAA
Messenger RNA from Rotaria sp. Silwood1, 528 nucleotides. Lineage: Eukaryota; Metazoa; Rotifera; Eurotatoria; Philodinida; Philodinidae. The record is from the annotation of a GenBank genome assembly.